UUGAAAGAGAAAUUCAGUAUGAAAAACCAUACUAUAACUACAGAGUUUGUGCUUUUGGGAAUAACAGACAACAGAGAGCUUCAGGUAGUAAUUUUCAUCUUUUUAUUAAUAACUUACAUAUUAAGCAUCACUGGAAACCUAACCAUCAUCAUCCUCACUUUGCUAGACUCUCACUUAAAGACUCCUAUGUAUUUUUUCCUCAGGAAUUUCUCUUUCGUAGAAAUCAUGUUCACAAGUGUUUCUGUCCCCAGAUAUUUGGGGUCAAUAAUUACUCAAGUCAAGACCAUUUCCUAUAACAACUGUUUGGCUCAACUAUUUUUCUUCAUCUCCAUGGGAGUGUCUGAGUUCUUUCUUCUAACUGCCAUGUCCUAUGACCGCUAUGUCGCCAUCUGCAAGCCGCUGCACUACACUGUCAUCAUGAGCCAGAAAGUUUGCACCCUUCUUGCCCUCACCUCAUGGCUGGCAGGAUUUCUGACAGUCUUCCCACCAUUUAUGCUGGUCUUAAAGUUAGAUUUCUGUGCCUCUAAUAUCAUCGAUCACUUUUUCUGUGACUAUUUUCCCCUCUUACAACUGUCUUGUUCAGAUACUUGGCUCCUAGAGGUGAUUGGUUUCUAUGUUGCUCUGGUCACUCUAUUGUUCACUUUGGCAUUGGUGAUUUUAUCUUACAUGUACAUUAUUAGGACUAUUUUAAGAAUUCCAUCCACCAGCCUGAUGAAGAAGGCUUUCUCUACCUGUUCCUCUCACAUGCUUGUCAUCUCCAUAACUUAUGGAAGCUGCAUAUUUAUCUAUGUGAGGCCUUCUGCAGAAGAAAGGACAUCACUGACCAAAACAGUAGCUGUUCUCAGCACUUCCAUUGCUCCUAUGUUGAACCCUUUUAUUUAUACCUUGAGGAACCAGCAGGUAAAACAAGCCUUCAAAGUCUUGGUUCACAAAAUAGUUUUUCACAAAAGCAAAUGGAAAAGAAAAUGUGUUAAUGUAAAGAGAUGCCAUUGCAAACAUUCAAUAAAAUUUAAUUAA
Messenger RNA from Psammomys obesus (fat sand rat), 1017 nucleotides. RefSeq names its product olfactory receptor 6C3-like. Gene Ontology annotation, molecular function: olfactory receptor activity; G protein-coupled receptor activity. The record is from RefSeq and is a predicted model, not a curated record. Gene Ontology annotation, biological process: G protein-coupled receptor signaling pathway. Gene Ontology annotation, cellular component: membrane. Bases 19 to 1017 code for a protein of 332 amino acids. NCBI's taxonomy places the organism in Eukaryota, Metazoa, Chordata, Mammalia, Rodentia, Muridae. The transcript has a single exon.